Messenger RNA from Cimex lectularius (bed bug), 1489 nucleotides. RefSeq names its product smad nuclear-interacting protein 1. The coding region runs from base 491 to 1423 and encodes 310 amino acids. Gene Ontology annotation, molecular function: protein binding; mRNA binding. Gene Ontology annotation, biological process: miRNA processing. The transcript has 4 exons. Gene Ontology annotation, cellular component: nucleus. Lineage: Eukaryota; Metazoa; Arthropoda; Insecta; Hemiptera; Cimicidae. The record is from RefSeq and is a predicted model, not a curated record.
AUUAGGAAAGCCAUAAAUCUACUUUCACUAAAUUCUCAAUAGUGAACAAGCCAUAAAAUGAGUCACGUGGAUUAGGGACAGUGCUGGCAUCUAUAAUGGAUGUUUUUAUUUUUAAAAAAGUCGUUUAAAAACAGAUUUCAAAGUCGAAAUAAACAAAUGUACAAUCGUUAAAAGGUUUAAAAGGGCGAAAUUGGUUUGAAUUUCCGUUUGAAAUCAUCUCCCGUCUUAUGUCGUUUAUCGGCUGUGAUGAUGCAAUGACCCUGGUGGGCGCCACCAGUCAACAACUUUCGAGCUUUACAGUCGACAUCACUCCGUCGAUCCUGCUUCGCAUCAUCCAGUCAUCUGUUGUUCCCGUCUUUAUUUUCUGUUUUUCUUCAUUUUUCUCAAAAAAACACGACAAACCAAUAAAAAAAAUUAAAAUGAGUGCUUAAACCGGCGCAGGAUGUGAAAAAACCAUUGUGUUCGACCGUUCUUUUAUUCUGAAGUAAAUAUGAAGGAGAAGCACCACAAGAGCCAUAAGCGGUCACCGUCUUUCGAACGCCACCAUAGCCGCCACCAUCCCCGUGAUGGGCAGGUUGAUAGCGAUGACGAUGAAAGGGAGAGAAGGAGGCCUAGGUUGUCGGACGACAGAGAUCGUCGCAGGUCGCCGGAUAACAAACGCCAUGAGCGGAACCACUCUCUGGACCACAGGGACAGGAGAAGAUCACUAUACAGUGAAAAAGAACGAAGACAGUUUUCGGGAGAGAAGAAAGUCUGCAGAAGAAAACAGCGCCAAGAGGAAAAAAUGAGGGACGAAGACAAUAUAAAGGUGGAAAAAUCGCCACCCGAUCAUCGGACGAAAAAUUCUAAAAGUGCAGCUGAAAACACAUCAGGAGAAAAGUGGGGCAAAAAUGAUGAGAACACAAAGAAAAAGCCAAUGGAAAAUAAAGCUAAACCUGAUUUUGGUCUCUCAGGGAAAUUAGCCGAAGAAGUCAAUACCUACAACGGUGUUGUAAUUAAGUACGCAGAGCCUCCUGAAGCUGGUAAACCAAAAAGGAGGUGGCGCCUUUAUCCUUUUAAAGGAGACGAAGUUUUGCCCACACUUUAUAUACAUAGAAAAAGUGCUUAUCUCAUAGGAAGAGAUAGAAAAGUGGCAGACAUGCCUGUGGACCAUCCGUCCUGUUCGAAGCAGCACGCCGUCCUUCAGUACAGGAUAGUACCGUACACCCGAGAGGAUGGAGUCAAAUCACGUAGGAUACGACCUUACAUAAUAGACCUGGAAUCAGCAAAUGGGACCUACAUAAACAACAAAAGAAUAGAACCAAAGAAAUAUGUUGAGCUUAUGGAAAGAGAUGUAAUUAAAUUUGCGUAUUCUUCAAGGGAGUACGUUUUACUUCACGAACACUCACAAGACGAUGGUGUUGAAGAGGACGAUAACAUUUAACAGUGUAUAUAUGUAGCCUUUUUUUUCUAAUUUUUAUUAUGUAAAUAAAAUAACAUAAUUUUCCAA